This is a messenger RNA of Rotaria sp. Silwood2, 855 nucleotides long. The record is from the annotation of a GenBank genome assembly. Lineage: Eukaryota; Metazoa; Rotifera; Eurotatoria; Philodinida; Philodinidae.
AUGGUAGUCGGACAAAAUAAUAAAAAUCAACAAGAAGAAUCAGUCUAUAAUUUAAUACCACGAGCUGAAGUUCAUGUACCAAAAGCAUCUGGUUAUGUAUCAAAAUUUAAUCAAAAUGUUCGUGAAUCAUUUAAAGAAGGCAAACAUGAACAUCGAACAAUGGGCUAUGCUGAAGAACCAGUUCCCGAUCCACAACAUUUUCUUAAAAAACAUCAAAAUGAUACUAAACAGAAUCCUUCGAAUAAUCGUAAAAUUUUCUUUUGUCUUUUAUUUUCUGUACAAAAUUCUUUUCUCUUUCAUACAAAUAAAGAUACAUCAUCAAGUAAAGAUCGUUCACAACGUAAACCACCUGUUCCAAGUAUUCGUGAUGCCCCUAAAAUGGGCGCACGCACAGAAAAAAAUUUCAUUCAAACAAAUGCACUUGAUGUUGUUAUGACAGUACCAAAAAAAUCCGAACGAAAUAUCGUUGAUGAUCGAUAUGGUGAUAAAUUUCCUAUUGAUUCAAGUGGUUUAGCACCAAAAUACAUAUUGAAAAAAAAUUUUGGUGAAGUGCCAAUUUAUAUAAAAUCACGGCGAGAAGAUAUGGAAAAAGCUAAACAAGAAUAUCAAACUUAUGUUUCCGAUUAUUUUCGUCGGGGAGCUAUGCGUGAAAUGGAUAAUGAUGAACGACAAACAAUUCUUGACGGUUUAAAAAAACAAUGGGAAGAUGUUCAUCAUGAAUAUCAAACACUUUCAGUUAUUAUUGAUACAAUUCCAAAACGACUAUAUAAAGAACGUCUUGAACAUCAAAUGAAACUACUUGAAAAAGAUAUUGAUCUAUUAGAAAAACAUCAAGUCAUUUAUGUUGCUGAUUGA